AUGCCACCAAAGAAGGGCAAAGCUGUGAAAGAAGAUUUAGAUGUUGAAGAGACCAGUAAAACUAGUAAAAAGAAACAAAAAGGUAAAGCAACAGAAGAUGUUGAGUCAGAUGAUGAAAUGAGCAACCUCAAGCCGAAAAAAGCAGCAAACAAGAAAAAGAAAGGGAAAAAAGGUGAUGUCAGUGAUGAAGAAGUUGAAGAAAUUCAAAAAGCCCAAGUCAAAGCUAAAACUGCUCCUAAGAAGAAACAAAAAGGUAAGAGUAAAAAUGAUGAUUUUAGUGAUGAUGAUGAACCCAUAGAUGUUAAUAACGCUAAAGAAGAGGAACAGGAAUCUAAGCCUGCAAAAAAACAAACCAAGAAACAGAAGAAGGUAAAAGGAAAAGGUCAAGAUUGGAGUGAAGAUGAUGGUGGUGACGAUUUGGAUAUUCCAAAACCAGAUGAAAGCGAUAAAGAAGAAGUCGAGCCAGAAAAUAAACCAAAAAAACAGGCAAAGAAACAAAAAAAAGCUAAAGGAAAAAAUCAGGACUGGAGCGAUGAUGAAUCUGUCAACGGUAUUGUUGUGCCAAAGGAAGAUAGUGACAAGGAUGUCGAACCAGAAACUAAACCAGUUAAGAAGCAAACGAAGAAGCUUAAAAAAGGCAAAAAUAAAGGUCAGGAUCUCAGUGAUGAUGAAGCAACUAAUGAUAUUGAAAUUCCAAAUGUAAUCGAAGAUAGUGAUAAUGAACCUGUUAUACCAGAUAAGAAGUCUAAAAAGAAACAGAAAGGUAAGGUUAACUUUUCUGAAGAAGAAGAUGAAGUUACUGAAGAAAUAGUUCUUGAAGAGGAUCUGCCACCAGAACCACCUUCAGAUUUAAUUGAAACAAAAAUGGAUGAUGGUGUGUCUGAUGUUGAUACAAAGAACGAACUAAUCGAUGAUCCUCCUGAAAACGGAGAAACUGAAUCUAAAGCACCUGACCUCAACGUAACAUAUGUUGUGCCAAAUCCAAGGAUGACAAGGAGUCAGGGUAAAAAGGAAGAUUCGGGUGUGAAAUCUGUUACUGAAAAAGUAAGCGAAUUGAAAAUAGAUAGUAAAGCUCCUGAAAAAGAGAAAAAAUCCAAAAAGACUGCUAGUAACUCAAAAAAGGCAAAAAUUGCUAAAGCUCCAAGUCCAGUUGAAAUGGAUAUUCUAGAAGAAGAUGAACCUGAAUAUGAAGGUGAAGGUGACGAAGAGAAAGAAGUAAUAGAAAAGCCAGUUGUAACAGCAGAACCAGCCAAGAAGCUUACACACAAAGAAAAGAAGAAACUAAAGAAAGAGCAAGAUUAUCAGAAACAGAUGGAAGCUUUGACAAAAAAAGGUGGACAAGGGCACAGUGAACUUGGUGAAAACUUUACCGUAUCACAAACCCAGAAAUCAGCCGGGCAACUUCAAGCUCUAGAAAAUGCUGUCGACAUCAAGGUCGAAAAUUUCAGUAUUUCAGCAAAAGGAAAGGAUUUGUUCGUAAAUGCUAAUUUACUUAUAGCUAAUGGACGACGAUAUGGUUUGGUCGGUCCCAAUGGACAUGGAAAAACUACACUUCUGCGACACAUUGCGAGCAGAGCAUUUGAUAUUCCACCUGGAAUCGAUAUACUCUACUGUGAACAAGAAGUAGUAUCUGAUGACACUCCCGCUGUUGAAGCUGUUCUUAAAGCGGAUAUAAAACGAACUGAACUGUUAAAACUUGCUAAAGAGUUGGAAAAUAAAGUCGAUUUUGAAUCGCAGGAAAGACUAAAAGAGGUCUAUGAAGAACUGAAAGCUAUCGGUGCCGAUUCAGCAGAACCGCGAGCCCGGAGGAUCCUCGCUGGUCUCGGGUUUUCAAAGUCCAUGCAGGAUCGUGCAACUAAAAACUUCUCUGGUGGCUGGAGGAUGAGAGUUUCUCUUGCCAGGGCUUUAUUCGUCGAGCCUACACUUUUACUUCUUGAUGAACCUACAAACCACUUGGAUCUUAAUGCUGUAAUCUGGCUUGAUAACUAUUUACAAGGAUGGAAGAAGACACUUCUUAUUGUAUCUCACGACCAGAGUUUCUUGGAUAAUGUUUGCAAUGAAGUAAUUCAUCUUGAUACUCUCAAGUUAUAUUAUUAUAAAGGAAAUUAUUCGAUGUUCAAGAAAAUGUACGUUCAGAAAAGGAAAGAAAUGAUCAAGGAAUACGAGAAACAGGAAAAACGACUGAAGGAAUUGAAAUCUCAUGGACAGUCUAAAAAGCAAGCAGAAAAGAAACAGAAGGAAGCGCUUACUAGAAAACAGGAAAAGAACAAAACAAAGUUACAGAAGAGGGAUGAUGAUAACGGGCCGAUAGAAUUGCUCCAGAAACCGAAAGAUUAUAUUGUCAAGUUUUCAUUCCCAGACCCUCCGCCACUACAGCCGCCCAUCCUUGGUCUUCACAAUGUUGAUUUCGCCUAUCCUGAUCAGAAGCCAUUAUUCAAUCAGGUGGAUUUUGGUAUAGACCUCAGCUCUCGAGUUGCCAUCGUCGGACCAAAUGGUGUUGGCAAAUCUACGUUCCUUAAACUGCUCACUGGUGAUCUCACCCCACUCAGAGGGGAGGUUAAAAAAAAUCAUCGGCUUCAUAUAGGCAGGUUUGACCAGCAUUCAGGAGAGCAUUUAACAGCAGAGGAAACCCCUGCGGAAUAUUUGAUGAGGCUCUUCAAUCUUCCUUAUGAGACAGCCAGGAAAGUCCUUGGGACGUUUGGCCUGUCCAGUCAUGCGCACAUCAUUAAAAUGAAAGAUUUGUCUGGAGGGCAGAAGGCUAGGGUGGCCCUCGCAGAACUCUGUCAAACAGCUCCAGAUGUCCUCAUUCUUGAUGAACCUACGAACAACCUUGAUAUUGAAUCAAUUGAUGCGUUAGCCGAAGCUAUCGUUGAAUUUAAAGGAGGUGUGAUUAUUGUUUCUCACGAUGAGCGCCUCAUCAGAGACACAGAAUGUAACCUUUGGGUGAUAGAAGAUCAGACGAUCAAUGAAGUCGAUGGUGACUUUGACGACUACAGGAAGGAACUCCUCGAGUCCCUGGGAGAAGUUAUUAACAAUCCCAGUAUUGCUGCCAACGCCGCAGUGCAGCAGUAA
Molecule: messenger RNA, 3072 nt
Organism: Nezara viridula (southern green stink bug)
Lineage: Eukaryota; Metazoa; Arthropoda; Insecta; Hemiptera; Pentatomidae
Source: the annotation of a GenBank genome assembly